UAAACCUAAGCGUGUUUGCAAGCUGAGUGCUGAUUGGCUAGUGCUAUGGCUCCCAAGUUUUCUUUAACCUCUGUUUGUGUUUAUCUCACGCAGCACUUUCUGUUAAUCUGCUCUGUGCUGACGAACACGCUUAGGUUUAUGUUGUCGGGUUGGGUCAGACUGAAGUGGACUGACAAUAGCUGCCUAGAUUUCAAUAUCAUGUAUACCUCUCCUAUAAGUCUGGGGGGUAAGAGUGAAGGCUUAUGAGAGCAGCAAGUUAGUACAGCAAUUAACAUGAACGAGGAAUAGGAAGGCAAAACCAACUAACGAUGCUUGGAAGGAGACCAGAGAGAGAGGUGGUGCUGCUGCUGGUGGUGCUGGCGGCGUGCUGGUGCUCAACCCUGGCCACAGAAGGUGCUGACGGUGCUGACGCUGGGAGACAAGAUGGUGAUGAAGAUGGUGGUGGUGGUGGUGGUGGUGAUGGAAGCGGUGGAGGUGCUGGUGGUGCUGGUGGUGGUGAAGAGGCUCAGCUGCAACCGCAUAUUCUGCUAAUGGUUGCUGAUGAUCUUGGCUGGAACGACGUACCGUGGCACAACAGGGAGGUUUACGCCCCCAACCUGGACUCCCUGGCGAAAGCGGGUGUGAUUCUGCAGGAGUCCUACGUCCAGCCCAUCUGUACCCCCUCCCGCUCCGCCCUCAUGUCCGGACGCUACCCCUUCACUAUAGGACGACAGCACGCCGUCAUCUGGCCUGAGGAACCUACGGGCCUCAGUCUAAACCUCACCCUCCUGCCGCAGCUGAUGAAGGCCGCGGGAUACGAGACUCAUGCCGUGGGAAAAUGGCACCUCGGUUUCUGUUCAUGGGCCUACACACCGACGAGCCGCGGGUUCGAUACCUUCUACGGGUACUACACGGGCUCCGAGGAUUACUACCACCACACGAGGACUUGCGUGUUCGGCGAGGAAGGGAACAAGCACUCCAACGGCACCACCUCGACCUCCACCACGACAUCGACCACUCCAGCGCCUUGCAACGAUAUCAAGUGCGCCUUCUCCCUCGGCGAGCAGAAGGAACCGGUCAUAGAUGAGAAGAAGGGACCUGGUUACCUCGACCUAAGGGACAACACAGAGCCUGAGAGAAACCAAAGUGGCGUCUACUCGACCUACGUGUUCGCCUCACAAGUGGAGAAGCUGCUUGCUAACCGAGAGCCCGAGGUACCCAUGUUCCUGUACCUGCCCUUCCAAAGCGUCCACUCCCCGCUGCAAGUGCCGGAAAAGUACAAAAAGCCUUACGAACACAUACAGAACCAUGACAGAAAGACCUACCUGGGCAUGGUCAGCGCUAUGGACGAGGCAGUGGGGCGUGUGAUCAAGGCUCUUAAGGACACCGGCCACUACAACAACACUGUCAUCGUCUUCACCACCGACAACGGGGGUCCCACGAUCACGGGGUCCAACAACUGGCCGCUGCGGGGGAACAAGACAACCCUGUGGGAAGGAGGCACGCGGGGGGCGGCCUUCGUGCACUCCCCGCUCCUACCCAACCCCGGCACCACCAACCCAUCGUUAAUCCACAUCACGGAUUGGCUGCCUACCUUGCUGGGACUGGCGGGGGGCGACGUGCCGGCAGGGGGGGACGGCGUGGACCAGUGGGGGGCCGUGACAGAAGGGGCGCCCGCUCCCCGCACGCACAUGGUGUAUAACGUGGAUAAGACGGAUGAAUUCAGCGCGGGGAUAAGGUUAGGGAAAUACAAGCUCUUAGUGGGGAACCCUGGCCCAGGGGAAUGGACUCCACCCCCGGAAUAUACCAAAGUAACCCCUGGAAAUAAGACUGAAGAGGAAGAGAAGAGGGAUGCUGGGGAAGAUGAGCAGGGAGAGAACGAUUUGAAGGAUGCUGUUGAGGAAGAUGAGGAUGCUAAAGAAGAUGAGAAAGAAGAUGAGAGAGAAGGAGAUAAAGAGAUGGAGGUGGAUGCUGUGGAAGAUAACAAGGUGGAGGAAGAGGAAGAUGAAGAGGAGGAGGAGGAGGAGGUGAUCGUAACUUCCUCAGACUUCGAAGGAGGACUAAAUCAUCUUCUAAGGAACAUGACAGGACGGAACGCAUCGGAAAUUCGCCUUUACGACCUCGAGAGUGACCCCAGGGAGACGCAGAACGUGGCCCUCACACACCCGAAAAUCGUGUCCAUCCUGGCCCACCUGCUCAACGCACACCUGGCCCGCUACACACCCGCCGACGUGCCCAAAAAGAUGCCCGCCUCAGACCCCGACCACUUUGGAGGCGUCUGGUCCCCCGGCUGGUGUUAGCGGGAGGUUGCUACUACUACUACUACUACUACUACUAUUACUACUACUGAUGCUGCUGUUACUACUUUCUUCUUACAGUUAUUCGUCUUUCUUGUUCUUGUGUUUUUUCUUUUCUUUUUCUUUUCUUUUCUUUUCUUUUUAUUAUGUUAUUUCUUUUCUCAUGUAACCACGUCAAGUGUAAGAUAAAGAAGGUGAAGAACUACUGCUGGUGUUACUACUACUACUACUACUACUACUAAGAAAAUCCUGCUGCAAUAAUAGUAACAGUAACAAGAACAGUAACAACAAGAACAACUACAACUAACUGCUAUAUUACUAUUACUACUACUAACAAUAACUACUACUACUACUACUACUACUACCAUUCAUAUUUUUGGUCGUAACUCAAUCCCUACAAACACAGUAACAUAUUUUUAUCUAUCAAUGUCUUACAAGUAACAUUUCCACUCUCUCUCUCUCUCUAGUAGUAGUAGUAGUAGUAGUAGUAGUAGACGAAAAGAAUGCCGUUACCUCUCUCUCUCUCUCUCUCUCUCUCUCUCUCUCUCUCUCUCUCUCUCUCUCUCUCUCUCUCUCUCUCUCUCUCUCUCUCUCUCUCU
Molecule: messenger RNA, 2875 nt
Organism: Eriocheir sinensis (Chinese mitten crab)
Lineage: Eukaryota; Metazoa; Arthropoda; Malacostraca; Decapoda; Varunidae
Product: arylsulfatase B-like
Exons: 12
Coding region: 309-2279 (656 amino acids)
Source: RefSeq, a predicted model, not a curated record